UACGCUACGUAGCUAAUGAGCCAGUGUGCACCAUCGUGAGUGGAUCCGAGCUGAACUUGACCUGCAGCUCUGAAACUCACAGAGACCCACAGACACACACAUUCAUGUGUGGCUGCUUUGUUCCGGCUCUCCACACUAAUCCACGUAUCCAGCGUAACACCCGGACUAAAGCCAGCGUGUAUCUUCAGUGUGACGCCUUGCGUGCUGAACCCUGAACAUGGCCACAGACGAGCUCUCGUCCAAGCUCAGCCGUCGGCUGCAGAUCGAGGAAGGGGCCGAGGAACCUGUCGCUGUGGACGGGCCCGGAGGACACCUGAACGGCUCGGAAGAGAAACCAAGCACGGCCAACGCUGACUCCGAGCUGGGCGCUAAACUGAUGCGGAGAGAGGAGCUGAACGAGGGCCAGGGGGAGCGCUGCCAGCCCAGCAUGAAGGUGUUCAACCCCUACACCGAGUUCAAGGAGUUCUCCAGGCAGCAGAUCAAAGACAUGGAGAAGAUGUUCAAAAUGUACGACGCUGGGAAAGACAACUACAUCGACCUGAUGGAGCUGAAGCUGAUGAUGGAGAAGCUCGAAGCUCCACAGACACACCUCGGCUUGAAGAACAUGAUCAAGGAGGUGGACGAGGAUCUGGACAACAAGCUCAGCUUCAGAGAGUUCCUGCUGAUCUUCAGGAAGGCAGCAGCAGGAGAGCUGGCAGAGGACAGCGGCCUCUGUGUCCUCGCUCGUCUCUCUGAAAUCGAUGUCUCCACAGAGGGAGUCAAAGGAGCCAAGACUUUCUUUGAAGCCAAAGUCCACGCCAUCAAUGAGUCCAACCGGUUUGAGGCAGAGAUCCGCCAGGAGCAGGAGGUCAAGAAGAAGCAGGCCGAGGAGCAGAAACAGAGACGUGCCGCUUUCAAAGAACUGCAGUCAGCCUUCAAGUGACCGCCUCGCUCUUCUCUCAGGACCUGUCGCUCUCUGUGCUGCACUAAUGCUGUCAGUUUAUCAAUGUGUGUGUGUUUGAAUGCUCUGUGUGUGUGUCAGACAAUGGUAGCCCUGAGCCAAAUAGAGGCUCCAAGUGGUCUCGCAUGCUGGUCACUAGUCUACAACUGUACCAUGAACUGAAUACCUUAAGAACAAUCUAUCAGAUAAAGAAUCAUCCAUUCAUGUCGCUCUGUGGCUCAUUAACAGUCUCAUCAAAAAUACAAAUUCAGUAGUAGUUUAGAGUAACUGCAGCAGGAUGUCCAGUCGAUCAGCGUGUACUGAGCUGAAUGAAUGGAUGAUUCUUACAGUGUCUGUCAUCCAUCCAACACCAAAUAUGUGAUGCACUGCAGGAAAUGGUUGGAAUGAUUGUCACCAUGAUAUCUUUCCAGAGUAGUAAUGUUCUGCCUCAGAGUAUUCCAAUGAUUGGAGCUGACACCAGUACACUGUAAAGUGACUCAGUGUCCAGUUCUUGGUACUUGUGUAGACUAGUGAUGAAUGCAUGCGUUGCACUGUCAAGUGUCCGUCAGCGUCUUUACUCAUCGCUGAACUCCACAAUCAAAUCCACAGAGACUCUUUGCACACAUCUGCCACACAAAAUUCGGUCAGUGUUAAACGUUGAACAAAUAGCUGAGCUCUGCAUUUUUACGGUCAGCUCUUAUUUUUAUACUCUGGGUUUGGGUGGGUGGGUAUUACUAGAUCUAGUAGUUGUGGGUUGAACUGGUUGUGGUGAUGCCCAUGGGUUUUUUUCAUGGAUCCUCUGAAGCACAGACAACUUUAAAAUUAGUCUUUUUUGUAGAAACAUAAAUCACUCCUAGUUUUAGCCUUUAUUCCCAUCAGCUCUGUUAACACUUUAUUCAUCUGCCUCAGUGCUGAGAUCUGGGCAGGGACUUCAUUUCAACUACAUUAGUCACAAAUGUCAAAAUCAAUCAUCUGGAAGUGAAAGUUCCACAUGGUCCAGGAACUACUUCCUAGUUCCAGUUUGUUGUUGUUCCCAUGGUUGCUAUAAAUACAUACAUUACUUAAAUAGAUGAGUGGUUUGGAUCAGAUGGCCAGAGCUCAACGGUGAAGGAAGUGAGUGAAAUGUUUUCACACCUGAUAGGAACAAUGGGCAAAACUAUGCAAAAUAAAUCCAGGCUUUUUCUUUUUGUAAAGAAGUGUUGCCACUGUGCGCUCGCUCUGCUGGACGUGUCAUCAUAGCACUUAGACCAGGCCACUGUGCACUGAUGUAAAGUCAGUCAUGAGUUUCGUGAGUCAGGGUGCGUCAAUGCUCUGUAGUUUUGAUAAGGGAAGGGAAGAUGAUGAAUCACACUUCCUCUUCUGUGAAAUGCCUCAUCAAAAGAAGAAGAUGAGUAUCACUUCUUGCUUGUUCAGCAGCCUUGAAUGCCAAUCAGCUCACUUCCUGUGGCUCAUGAGGUCCAGCUUGUUGUCUGUAAUCAGGUAAAUCUUUUUAGCCAAGAGAUUUGCACACUUUGCACCUACAUGGUAAUUUGAUACAAGUAAUCAAGAGAUCGUAGAUUUAUCCUUGAUACGAGUGUUAACAUUGGUUCAAAAUGACGAGCUUGUGUUUGAAGCUCGAAGUGUUAAUCCUAAAGAUCGUUUUGUGGAUUGUGUUCACACAUUCAAAUCAGCAGAGUUACUAACGGGCCAUGAAUGAACAAACAGCUGCAUGUUACAAACAUCGAUGCUAAUACAACUCAUAACCUUCAUUAAUUCUCUCUUACUAAGUGACAGUUGUCAUGGUUGCAUGUUAUUGCAUUGCAUUUUUAAAAGGGACCAAACCUUUCUGCACAGUUACUCCGCCUCUGAUGCUUCCUCACAUUCCUCCUCAGGUGGUGUUCAGUGUUCCUUGCUCCACAUUUGAGUCAUGAAGAGAACAAAUUGCCUUAGUUACUGACGGGGCAUGCAGUAGGAGUGACGGUGCAUUUUAUAAAUGCAUUGCAGUAAUGUUACAGUGUGAAGUUAGAUGUGGACUCUUCCAUAUAUUUCCUGUCAGUAGUGGAGCAACAGCAGAUAAAGUGAUUGAACCAUAUUCAUGUUUAUUGAGUGGGAGCAGAGUGGUGUGAUGGAUUGAUCAUGUGGAUGUGGAUUUUAAAAGUUGUGUACCCAAAAGAAACUAAAGUGAAACCUAUUUUUUACUGAUGUGACUCCCACACACUGUCACGUGAAGUCAGCAUCUCAUCAGUGAUGUCAUGUAAUGUGUUUGACCAUACGGCCUAGCCUUAAGUGUAUUCAGAAGCAUUCCUUUUUUUUUAAUAUAGAUCUUCAGGAUUAUCACUUUAAAUCUUUCAUUUUUGUGUCAUGGCACGAGACAUUCAUAUAAUAACACGUCAUGGCACAUUGUGACUGAAGUGUUGAAUAAUAAAUGAUAGAACAAAUCUUUUUAUCACAGUAUAAACAUUUCAAUAAAAAUCUGUCCUCAGUUCGUUGUUGGUGCUCUUCGGUGAGCUGGAGGACACCCGAUGAUGUAAAUUGGAAGACGCUCGUGUGUAGUUGUAUUUUUGGGUUUUGUCUGAGCUGUCAUGUUUGUCCUGGUGUGUAUUGUAUAGUAUAUACAGUAAGGCUCAUUGUUUUUAGUUUUGUCCACACAGUUCAUAUGUGGUGUGUUGUUUCCUGCUGACACUGGUAGCUAUAAUAUUUAGAUCUUUGUGCUGAUACGUGGGGUUUUUCUUUCUGGUACUGAUUUCCCUAAAUUCCCUGAAUAUUUAAUAGAAACAUUAAUUUUCUUUUGUUUCUCUUGGAAAAAUUAAAAAAUGAUGAGCCUUAAUUAUAUAUGCAAAUCUCUCAUUGUUCAUUGUCCAGGACAACAACUGUAUGACGUAGUGAACGGGUAACAGCAAACAAAAGCAUCAUUCAUUUUACACUUCGUUCCAUGAAACGAGCUAAUCACUGGUGGAGAACAGAGACUGUGUUGGUGCGCAUACAGUGGAUUCCAUGAAUUGUCGUCCUCCCACUUCAUUCCUUCAUGUCCUUAUUGUCACCAGAACAGUGCCAAAUGUUUCAGCUGCUGUCAUUCUGCCCGAUGCAGUGGAGCUGUUCUCUACAGCAACAAAAAUGUGAAUUGAAAUGAUGUUGACAAUAACAAUGACAAAAUAUAGUUCUAUAGAAAAU
Molecule: messenger RNA, 4069 nt
Organism: Larimichthys crocea (large yellow croaker)
Lineage: Eukaryota; Metazoa; Chordata; Actinopteri; Sciaenidae
Gene: efhd2
Product: EF-hand domain family, member D2
Exons: 4
Coding region: 218-922 (234 amino acids)
Molecular function (GO): calcium ion binding
Source: RefSeq, a predicted model, not a curated record